Messenger RNA from Didymodactylos carnosus, 597 nucleotides. NCBI's taxonomy places the organism in Eukaryota, Metazoa, Rotifera, Eurotatoria, Philodinida, Philodinidae. The record is from the annotation of a GenBank genome assembly.
AUGGCGAUGAACUCCGUGAAACCGAUCAAAUGUGUUGUGGUUGGUGAUGGAACAGUCGGAAAAACUUGCAUGUUAAUAACUUACACAACAAAUUCAUUUCCUGUUGAAUAUGUUCCAACAAUAUUCGAUAGCUAUGCAGUUACGGUGCUGAUUAAUAAUCAACCGCAUACUCUAGGACUCUAUGAUACUGCUGGACAAGAAACAUACGAUCGGCUUCGACCACUGUCUUAUCCGGAAACAGAUAUUUUUCUUGUUUGCUUCAGUGUUGUUUUACCACCUUCGUUUUCGAACGUUCGAGAUAAGUGGUUACCUGAAUUAUCUCAUCACAAUCCCGGUACACCAUGUAUCUUAGUGGGUACUCAAAUCGAUUUGCGCGAUGAUAAACCAACAGUAGAUAAACUACAAAAUAUGUAUAAACAGCCACCAAUAUCAAAAUUACAAGGAGAGAAAAUGGCUAAACAAAUAAACGCAGUUAAAUAUCUUGAAGUAUCAUCAAAAACACAAGCUGGUUUAAAAGCGGUAUUUGAUGAAGCGAUAAUGACUGUAUUAGUUCCAAAAAAGAAAAAACCUCGAUCGCACAACUGUGUCGUUUUAUAA